Messenger RNA from Haemonchus placei, 321 nucleotides. NCBI's taxonomy places the organism in Eukaryota, Metazoa, Nematoda, Chromadorea, Rhabditida, Trichostrongylidae. The record is from the annotation of a GenBank genome assembly.
AUGCGGUAUUCUGUAGUGGAAACGGAUUUCGGGGACGAAGAAACGAAGAACUUUGGCAAGCGUGAUGAGUUCGUCAGUUUGACUAGCCUAUAUGAAAUCAAAACAUUGGCUACAAUCUCUGGUGGGACAAGCGAUUUUGAUAACACUGAAAAUGAAGACCCUGCAAGUGAAUGUGUGGCGCCUUCUGUUUUCUCUGAUAGCAAUGAGAAGUGGUUAGCGAUCGCUGUUGGAGAUGACGUUUCCGUUUUUGCUGUCAGCUUCGAUUUACAACAUAUUUUUACGCAGCCAUUCAAAGGUAGGCACUUUUCUGUUCUUUGCUAA